Messenger RNA from Actinia tenebrosa (Australian red waratah sea anemone), 2846 nucleotides. RefSeq lists its product as uncharacterized. The record is from RefSeq and is a predicted model, not a curated record. NCBI's taxonomy places the organism in Eukaryota, Metazoa, Cnidaria, Anthozoa, Actiniaria, Actiniidae. Gene Ontology annotation, biological process: protein N-linked glycosylation. Gene Ontology annotation, molecular function: alpha-(1->6)-fucosyltransferase activity.
GGUCAACUGACGUUUCACGUUUGCCGUGAACGUAAAUCUAAAACUCUCUAACUGAUAAGUGAAAACUGCCGAACUUCGGCUGCACUGUUACUCUUAGCUUCAAGGAAAGUCAAGCUUUUGGAGAGAUAUUAUCAUGUUCAUUUUAGUUCCAAAUAUCAUCAAGAGCUGACUAAGUCCCUGAAAGCAUGGCGAAUCUCUUAAGGUACCUGAAGAGACCGGCCCAUCUUUCCAGUUUGGUUUUCAUUAUCGUUAUUACCCUGGUGAUCAUCAUUUACAACAUAUCUACCGUGUGGAAAAGUAUUAACUUAUCAGUUGUUAAGGUGAAAGUACGCACCGUUAUUGAAGAUUACCAUGGCAACUACCACAACAUUAAGAAGAUAUCAGGUCAGAAAGGAAGCAAGAUUGAUGACAAUGAACGAAGAGACGACAGAUCAAGCCAUCAAAAACAUGAAGAAAUUCUUUCCAAGGGACAAGGAAGAAAACCUUUUGAAACCCAUAUGUGGGACGAGAGGAACAGAUUAAGAUUAUGCGGCAGUGGAUGGCAAGAUAAGUAUGCUCGAUUACAUAGUGACAUGGUAGCGUCCAGGAAGAAUGAAAAAUACCUGGUAUACACAUGUCCAGGAAACAGACAAGGCUGCUGUGGAUAUGGCAAUAGAUUACGUGCAGUGAUAUCACUAUUCUACCUAUCUAUAUUGACGGGUAGAGCAUUCUUAAUCAACUGGCAGACACCGGAGCCUAUAGAAAACCAUUUGAAGCCCAAGAGGAUUCUGUGGAAUCAUUCAAGUCCACUUGACAYAUGCACAGGCCUAGAGACGCGCCGUCACUACUGGGGAACAGCCAGUGCAGAGCUUCGGGAAGCUGAAGGAUGGAUAAUACAAGACAGUAAACACUUUAAAAACUGGUUUACAAGGACAAAUUUGAGCAGUUAUUUUGAUGCUCCGAUUGAAGAAGUGACUACUAUUURGUAUUUUGUCGAGGGUGGGGUUAAAAACAACCCAUAUCUUAUGCGCCGAGCAAAAGAAUUAAACAUCACGCCAUUGAUUUCUUCCGGGCUUCCUAAAUAUGCCCUCAUCGGUUGCGCAUUUGAUUUCUUGUUUGAAAAGUCGCGCGCRGUGGAGCAUCUCCUUCAGUUGUGGAGAGACAAAGUACGUGAGGCUGGUGGACCGACCAUUGGUAUGCAUAUAAGGACAGGGGAUCUACAGUUUGACUAUUUUUCUCGUGAGGACGAAAGAAUUAAUAACCUCAAAAACCUCACUAGACUUAAUGGAUUCUUCAAGUGUGCAAGACACGUAGAACGAACAGUUUUCAAGUUCAAUGAAAGCUCAAAUAACGCUCUAUGGUUCCUGGCAACAGAUAACAACCGUGUGAAGGAAUACGCCAGGAAAAACUUUCGAAAGAAAGUCGUCACCACCAACUUGACGAUACAACACCUGGAUAUUUUACAUAAUACAACAAUCUUAAAUGAUACAAUCGAGUGUAACUUUACGACUGGAUUCAAUGGUUCAGCAUUUUGUUACAAURUUGUACCAUUUAAUAAGACUCUGUUCUGCGCCAAUCGUACAAAUCACACGACGAUCAACGAUAAUAGUACGAUAUUCAACGAUACUCAUCGAUAUACAAAAGGUAUUAUAGCAAUGCUGGUUGAACAUUUUAUUCUCUCCGAAUGUGAUUUUCUUAUUAUCUGCGACAGCAGUUUUAGUUCUACAGCGGUAGGUCUAAGCAUGCGCGGUGGUGAGUCGUUUGUUUUUGGUGAUCGUGACUGUCUUGACUACACACGAGCACAAAACCUGAGAAAAAUAAGAUAUUUUAGGAAGAAAAGAUCCACGCAUCAAAUAAUGAAUGAAAGAAUGAAGAAAGGAAAUUUAGAUUAAUGGUCGGGUCUUAAAACCCUUACACUAUGAUCUGAAUUCACAAUGAAAAUGACCAAACAUGGGAUAGUCUUCGUUUUGCACGGGAUACUUGAACAGCUACGAUUGAAACAGGAAGAGUUACGGACGGUUUCCAAAUGAUGUUCGGGUUUUAGGACUCUUACAACAGAUCUGAAUUCAUAAUGAAAAUUACCAAAUAUGGGCUUCAUUUGGUAAUUCUCAUUAUGAAUUCAGAUCUUUGUUGUCACGUGUAAAGCGAAGAAGAAUCGGAUUCUUCGCUUUGCACGUGAUACGUGAAACAGCUAAGGCCCGGUUCGUACGUCGAACUUUUCAUGAACCGAACCUAAUGCAUAUAUUAUAUUUAAUCGCAAAUCGUAAAAAGGGGGGGGGAGGGGGCAAGCAGGUUUAUCAUGAGCUGUGCAUGCGCAUGAACAUCAACAUGGCUUCCACGUGUUAUAUGUGUGAUUCGUGUUUUGUAACCACGAAAUACGUUUGUAUUUCUUGUAAAAUGCCAAUAUGCAAUAAGUGUUUAUGUUUUGAAAGCGAUGAAGAACGGCCUGGUUGAGUUGCAGCAAGAAGUAUAGGAUGGCCGAGCGGGGAACUGCGGAAGAGUCUGAUUUCUAUAUUACUGUAUGUUAACCGCUGUCCUAAAUGCUUGACUUGGAAAAAUCUAAUUGGAUCGACUGAAUUUGGUACGACGUCUGAAGCAAAAGUAGAUAUUUGACGAUCUUUGGUCGAUCUUCAACGUGUUAGGUUCGGUUCAUGAAAAGUUCGACGUAUGAACCGGGCCUAAGAUUCGAUGGAGACAUGAACAGUGGCGAACGGUUACCAAAGAUCGAGUAAGAAAGGAAGGAGGAGAGUUACAUUAGACUUGAUAUGAUUUCCAUAGCAUUUUGUAAAUGUAAAUAAAGAAGAUAAUUGAAGAUAGAGAAUGGAGAACGGAGAGUCUUUAGAAAGAAAAAUACAAAUCAUCUUGAA